Molecule: messenger RNA, 890 nt
Organism: Jatropha curcas
Lineage: Eukaryota; Viridiplantae; Streptophyta; Magnoliopsida; Malpighiales; Euphorbiaceae
Product: zinc finger A20 and AN1 domain-containing stress-associated protein 8
Molecular function (GO): zinc ion binding; DNA binding
Source: RefSeq, a predicted model, not a curated record
GGGUCCACAAAACCAACCAAACCUUUCCCAACUUUCACCUCCUACCUUUCUUCCUCCUUCCAAAACCUUCUUCAACACACAACUCUCUUUUACAGACACACACCAGCACAAAUUCUCUCUCUCUCCAGACUCUUUUUCCCGUCCUUUAUCGAUCAUCGACAAAUCCUAGCCGUCCAUAUUCAGGUUCUGUUUUCUUUUUUUUAUUAAUUUCUCAUAUUCUUAGAUCAGAUCCGAUCCAUGUUCUUAUCAGUCGCUGAAUAAUUUUUUUAAAAAAAUUUGUAUUUAUUUCUUUUAUUUGAUAAUUGUAAGAACUGUUUUUUUUUUUUUUUAAAAAAAUUUUACGAAUAAUAAUGGAGCAAGAAUCUCAAAACGCACCAUUUUAUUGCGUUAACAACUGCGGUUUCUUUGGAAAUGCCAAAACUAAUAACCUCUGCUCCAAGUGCUACAAAAAAUUCCUUUUAAAACAACCACAACAAACUCAAAUCGAAUCAACAAUUGCUCCUGUCGCUGGCGGAGAACAGACAGGUGCCAAUUCAUCGGAGAAUCGACCUCCGGCGGCGGCCAACAGGUGCAGCUUCUGUAGGAAACGUGUAGGGUUGACGGGAUUCAAUUGCCGGUGCGGGCAGACGUUUUGUUCGCUGCACCGUUACUCGGACAAGCAUAACUGCGUUUUCGACUACAAGAGUGCCGGACAAGACGCCAUUGCUAAAGCUAAUCCUAUUGUGAAGGCGGAGAAGAUGGAUAAGAUAUAAUAAUGGAGGCUGCGUUUACAAGUAUGUAAUUAAAUAUUAAUUUGAUCUGUUUCUUUCUGCACGGUACAAAUAUCUCUAUUUCGUGCUAAAAUUAUAUUUGGAGAUUUAAUAUAUGCAAUUAUGUUCUUUGCAUUAUAA